Molecule: messenger RNA, 808 nt
Organism: Halteromyces radiatus
Lineage: Eukaryota; Fungi; Mucoromycota; Mucoromycetes; Mucorales; Cunninghamellaceae
Exons: 3
Coding region: 49-498 (149 amino acids)
Source: RefSeq, a predicted model, not a curated record
AAAAAAAAAAAUAUAUUUUUUUUUCUAUUCUCUUUAACAUAGAUCAAAAUGGAUUCAGAUAACGAUAUUUGGGCUUCUAGUGAUGAUGAAAAUAACUAUGAUCGUAUCAUUGCUGAAAAAGAUUGGGAAAGACUUCAAGAAAACCAUGGCAACGAUGGAUAUAAAGAAGGAAUCAUAGAAGGGAAGGAAGUUCGUAUGCAACAUGGUUUUGAUAAAGGUUAUAUUGAAGGACUAGCUAUUGGAAAAGAAUUAGGUAUAUUACGCGGAAAGCUAAGUACUUACUUGACAUUUUAUAAACAAAUGGAACAUAAUGAAACUGUCGUCAAAGAAUUACAAACUGUUUAUGAUGAAUUAGAUAAAGUGGAUGUUCAACAUAUCUUUUCAACUGAAUAUUUUUCUUCCACUAUUUCCGAAAAUUAUAUCUCACCUCAAGAUAAAAUUCAACAAUGGCGAAGGAAAAUUGAUCAAGUGAUUCAAAAUACUACUACUUCAUAUUGAACUUAGUCCUAUUUUAUUAUAUAUAUAUAUGGAACAACUCAAUAUGUUUUGGAACAACUCAAAACUUGUCAAUCAAUGAUGACAAAGCAAAAGAAAAAGAAAAAAAAAAAAAAGAGGAUGGACUGUCUUCUUUUUUUCUUUUUUUUGGAGCUUGUGAUCUAUUGGAACUUUUGUAUUUGAUACGAACAAUUUAGAAUAGAUUGAUUGAUAGAUACAUUAUUAUUAGUUUGAUUCUUUAGGCAUCAUAUAAUUUUGUCAUUUAAAUGAAAUAAAAAAGAAAUUGAUAACUCUCCUCUACACUUUAAACAAA